Messenger RNA from Aspergillus clavatus NRRL 1, 888 nucleotides. RefSeq lists its product as uncharacterized. The coding region runs from base 1 to 888 and encodes 295 amino acids. The transcript has a single exon. The record is from RefSeq and is a predicted model, not a curated record. NCBI's taxonomy places the organism in Eukaryota, Fungi, Ascomycota, Eurotiomycetes, Eurotiales, Aspergillaceae.
AUGGAAGGUUCCCGGAAUCGAAAACAGCGACGAGCAGCUGCAGCAGCGAACUCCAAGACAGGUGCAUCGUUCGAUCCGUCCUCAAUCCCCCUAGCCCAUCCUGCUCGAGAUGCGAGCAUCAGCAAUGGAAAGACCUUGGUUGAGCUCAUUGCCGAAAGACAGAAUGAGAUAUUGAGCAACGGGGAAGACUUUAAUGAGAGCGGUGGUGCCACGAAACCAGGCCUGGCAACCCAAUUUGUGAGCGUCGACCCGGCAUCUGGCAAAAUCUCCCAGUUUGACCCGUCGACACUGUCCGAAGAACAAAAGAACGACGACUCCUCUACGGAUGAUGAACCCGCGAGCGAAGACCACCAGCCGGACACAACUACCGAAGACCCGAUCCCCCCUUUAAUCGACACCCUCCUCCUCUCCGUGCCAUUGACGACUCUCCACCUCACACUGGCCUACCUGGCAGCUUAUCAGUACGCAGAGAAGGUCGAGCUGGACAAGCUCCUACGCGAAUCUGCAUUCAUCGCGCUUCCCAUGCUGACGCUCCUCAUACACCUCGCUCACGGACACAUCCUCUCAAUCUACACCACCGGCCCAGACGAGGAGAGAAUCUCGCUCUUUCCCUGGUCCCAAGACAAGCUCUCGCUAUCCUUCCUCCGAAAGCUGGUGUUCCCGCCUACGCUCCGAACGUCCGCGUUUCUGUCUGUCGCUGUCUUGCUGGGGUGCAAGCUGAUAACGUCCACAAAUGAAGACCCAUACUACGCCGUUAUGAAGCGGGCGCCGGCCAUCGGGACACUCUGGGUCUGGAGUAUCCUCGAAAUCCCAGCAGGUGCGGCGAUUCUGGGAGCGUUAGGCCCGUUGGUAUGGGGUGUUUGGUGGAAAGGUUAUGGUAUACUCUAA